UGUUUCAAAUUUUGUGGUUAGGUAGGUGAAUAUAUUGUUUUUGGCUAUUUACCUUUAGGUUUGUUUCUUCUUUCGUGCCUUCUUGGGCCUGAACAAGCGUACAACCAACCAAACCUAUAACUCAUGGUCAGGCCCAACUAUCAAUAAGAGAGUUUUUUUUCUUCUAAGGUGCCGUGGAGAUUUGAUUCUGAGAUCAUUAGUCCGUAAAUUAAGACUCUUUAUUUUAGGGAGCUUGCGAGCAAAACUUGAGCUUUUCGGUUCACUCCCUCUAUGUGGUUGGUCUUUUUGACAGUUUGUCUUUCUUUUUUAUUGAACUAGACCCGUUUGGUGUUUUAAAAAAAUUCUUUGGUGCACAAAAUAACAAGCUUUAAAAAAGUCCACGGAUAUAAACCUUUAAAAAAAAAAAACCCACGGUCGAAUGUAGUCCCAGAACCAACCAAAACGCUUGUAUCGCAUUUGUUCCGAAACUUCAUAUUUGAUCAGUGAUUUUCCCACUCUCCAGCGGCAAACCCUAAUCCUCCAUUUUCCCGAGAAUCCCCAUUUCGAAACUUUCCCGCACAAUCCCAGAAUCCAAACAACCAAAACCUCAUGGGCAAGAAAAGAAACAAGAAGACCCUCGUCUGGAGGCCCAAACCCAAAUCCAGAACCCCCCCAGCCGAAAUGCGAAACUGGCUGGACCUUCCACGGGACGUCACCGUUUCGAUACUCUCUCGACUCAGAGCGGUCGAGAUUCUGGAGAGCGCGCAGAUGGUAUGCAUGGCUUGGCGCAUCAUCUGCAAGGACCCUCUCAUGUGGCGCACCAUCGACAUGACCAACGAUGCCGAUUACGACGACAUGUUCUACAACUUGGAUGCGAUGUGCCGCCACGCAGUGGAUCGUAGCUGUGGCGGUCUGGUCGAUGUCAAUAUCGAGCACUUCGGCGACGACGAUCUGCUUAAGUAUAUCACUGACAGUUGCGGUGGGAUCAGACGUCUCCGGCUAGUGAGUUGCUAUAGCAUAUCACGUGUGGGGUUGGGUAAGGUGGCGUCGAAGCUUACUCUGUUAGAGGAGCUUGAGAUCUAUGUAUGCAAUCUCUCACGUACAUCUCUAGAAAUGGUUGGGCGCUCUUGCCCUCUUUUGAAGUCAUUCAAAUUGAACAGGCCCGAAUUUUCGGUUUAUGGGAUCAGUGGGUUUGGUGCCUAUGAUGGAUUUGAUGAUUGGAUUGAUGAUGAGAAUGGUGAUGAGAAUGGUGGCUCAGUGAUUGAUUCUUUCGGGAAAGAUGAUGAAGCACUUGCUAUAGCAGGAACGAUGAAUGGUUUACACCACCUUCAACUUUUCGGGAAUCGGCUCACCAAUGAUGGCUUGAGGAAGAUUCUUGAUUGUUGUCCUCAUCUUGAGUCACUUGAUCUGCGCCAUUGUUUCAAUCUUGAUCUGAAGGGAGCUUUGGAAAAAAGAUGUGCUGAACGAAUUAAACAGUUGCGCCUUCCCAAUGAUUCCAUUGAUGACUAUGAAUUUUGUACUGCACCAUGUGACUAUGGAUUUUAUAAUGAUUCUGAGGACUUUGACUGUGAUGAUGAUUAUCCUUAUGAUUUUAAUGGAUACUACUCGGAUGAUAGUGAUUUCUAUGAUGAUUUUACCAAAAUACGAUUCUCUGAUCUUUUUUGAAUUCGAGACCGUCUAGCAGCUGAAAUCUGGGAAACAGAGAGUGGUAAUGAAUUUGGAGCCGAAAUUUGACUGUCUCUAAGAAAGGAGUAUUCCUGGGUUUGCAACGUUAUUGCCUGUUUUGUGUAAGGAAAGAGUUGCUUUAUCUGCAAGGGAAUCUGGCUACUUUGCUCCCAAGGGGAGAGUGAGCGCAGAAACUUUUUGGAUUGUCCUUGUACACUUUACAACCUGCUGUUUUAUGAGAACAAUGUCAAGUUUUCUAUUUUGAUCAUGGAAGGUUGGUUGAUUAUAUAUAUUUAGGUUUAGAGCUUUUUAUCAUCAUGUCCCUGAUCAUUGUUGUUUAAUUAUUUUAAUUUUAAUUUUAAAGAAA
Prunus persica (peach) is the source of this 2011-nucleotide messenger RNA. RefSeq names its product F-box protein SKIP19. The record is from RefSeq and is a predicted model, not a curated record. The transcript has 2 exons. The coding region runs from base 589 to 1644 and encodes 351 amino acids. Gene Ontology annotation, molecular function: protein binding. Lineage: Eukaryota; Viridiplantae; Streptophyta; Magnoliopsida; Rosales; Rosaceae.